Molecule: messenger RNA, 1128 nt
Organism: Penicillium waksmanii
Lineage: Eukaryota; Fungi; Ascomycota; Eurotiomycetes; Eurotiales; Aspergillaceae
Product: Gfo/Idh/MocA family protein
Exons: 1
Coding region: 1-1128 (375 amino acids)
Molecular function (GO): nucleotide binding
Source: RefSeq, a predicted model, not a curated record
AUGUCAAUUAAGGUCGCAAUCAUUGGCGCUGGGUUAAUCGGCCCCCGUCACGCCAAGUCCGUCAUCGCCAAUCCCGCCACGGAACUAGUAGCCCUAGUCGAUCCAAUGCCGACCGGCUCGACAACAGCCUCAGGGCUAGGAACAAACUACUACUUGACAGUCGCAGAGUUAUUAAAUUCACCCGACCGCCCCGACGCCGCAAUCGUCUGCACACCCAAUCACACCCACGUCCCCGUGGCAAAAGAGCUUCUGAAUGGCAACGUGCACGUCCUCCUGGAAAAGCCAAUCAGCGACACCCUUGAAACCGGCCGGUCACUGUUAGAACUGGCGCAUGCCCCCGAAAACGCACAUCUGAAGCUCCUAGUCGGCCAUCAUAGACGUUUCAACCCCUAUGUGCGAGCCACCAAGUCGAUUCUUGAAAGCGGAUCACUUGGCCGUCCGAUCGCGAUUAAUGGCCUGUGGACCUUAUACAAGCCCGAGUCCUAUUUUGCCGGGAACGGGUCGUGGCGCGCAUCUAGCGAACGGGGUGGCGGCGUGAUUCCGAUCAAUCUAGUCCACGACAUCGAUCUAAUGCACCACUUUUUCGGCCCGAUCGUCCGCGUCCAAGCCGAGAAGAUUCUCCCCCAGCGUUCUGCCCCACCACACGAUGCAGACGAAGGCGCAGCAUUGACAUUCCGAUUCGCGUCUGGAGUCGUAGGCUCAUUCAUGGUCUGCGAUGCGACUCCUUCCCCGCACAAUUUCGAGACUGGAACCGGGGAGAACCCCAUGAUUGCCAGGUCAACUGCGACUGCCGGGGAUGCCGGGGAUGGAUCUGACUUUUACCGGAUCUUCGGGUCCGAUGCUUCGCUUAGUGUGCCUGAUUUGACGCGGUGGAGUUAUGAUGGGUUUGCGGAGAAGAGUUGGUCCAAUCCUUUGAAGGUUGAGAAGAUUGAGUUGCCGGAUCAUGCUGCGCCGUUUGAUUUGCAGCUGGCGCAUUUCGUGGAGGUUAUUCGUGGUCAGGCGGUGCCGAGCUGUUCUGGUGAGGAAGGCUUGCGUGCUUUGAUUGUUUGUGAGGCUGUUCAGAGGGCUAUGCGGACUGGUCAGCCUGUUGAUAUUGAGGUUGAUCUUCUUGCGCAGUCGAAGGAGUGA